Molecule: messenger RNA, 169 nt
Organism: Dentiscutata heterogama
Lineage: Eukaryota; Fungi; Glomeromycota; Glomeromycetes; Diversisporales; Gigasporaceae
Source: the annotation of a GenBank genome assembly
UGAUUUAGCUAAUAUGUCAUUUGAAUUAGAUAAUUCUUACAAUAAUCCAAACACAUUCAAUUUAAAUCCAAGUUCUCAAAUUCUUAAUAAACUUGAACCUAUAUUAUAUGAUUAUCAGGAAUCUUCUAAUAACCUUUUAAAGAAUCUUGUUUAUUUUGAUAAUAUCUAA